Messenger RNA from Aphidius gifuensis, 2585 nucleotides. Its product is annotated as telomerase reverse transcriptase-like. The record is from RefSeq and is a predicted model, not a curated record. Gene Ontology annotation, cellular component: telomerase catalytic core complex. Gene Ontology annotation, molecular function: telomerase RNA binding; telomeric repeat DNA binding. Gene Ontology annotation, biological process: telomere maintenance via telomerase. Lineage: Eukaryota; Metazoa; Arthropoda; Insecta; Hymenoptera; Braconidae. The coding region runs from base 75 to 2585 and encodes 836 amino acids. The transcript is spliced from 2 exons.
GAAUCCUUGAUUUUUAUUUUUGGCUGUUCUUUACAUUCUCACUUGCAUGGUUGGUUCAUCUCUUGUCCAUAAAAAUGCAUCAACAGGAUAUAACACCAAUGGAAGUGGACGAAGAUCCUUCGAGUGAUUUUCUUUCACCUGAAAGUUGGAAAAUUAUUAAAAAUAGAUAUGGUAACAAAAUAAAGAAUCAUUUGUAUAAUACAGAUAAAAGUAAAUUUGUAAAAACAAAACUUGGUGCAAUAAUGGUGGAGGACGAAAUGGAAUUGAUAUCAUAUCAAACAAUGAAUGAAAAGUCAAAAAGAAACACUCAACGUUCUAAUAAUGUUGUUGAUGAUGAUGAAAGUGAUCAUGAUAGUGAUGAUGAUGAUGAUAUAUCACCAAGUAUUGAAAUAAUUGAAAAAGAAUUUGAAAAUGAUGUUGAGCUUUUAUCAAUACAUCCAAAAAUAAAAUAUGAUAGCAUAACAAAUGAAGCUGUUAAUAAAAAUUCAUCAAAAAAUACUUCAAAAGUAUCAGAUAUCAUAAAAAAUUUAAAACGAAAUAUCAAAUUAUCUGAGAUUAAUCAAGAAAGAAGAAAUAAACAUAUAAAAGAUGGAAUAUUUCUUAAAUUUACAACAUAUAAUCUUGAUUCAAAAAUUUCAGUAACAGGUUCAGAAAUAUUUGAAAUAAUAUUUGCCAAUUACAUUGAUCGAAAUCAAAAGUGCAAAAUAAAACAAAUGUUAACUACAAUGUUGGAUAAUUUUAAAGAAAAACAUUUGGAAUUUCAUUACACAAAGCUUUUACUUAAUUUGCCAAAAAAAUUUGAAAAGUAUCGAGUUGAAAUGCCAAUAAAAUUAAUAAUGACAUAUAUGUCAAAAGUAAUGCUCAAUGUAGUACCAAAAGAAUUAUUUGGUUCUUCAUUUCAUAACAUAAAGUUAAUAUUAAGAUUUUUUAAACAACAUUUAAAAGCUUGUCAUUAUUCUAAAUUUCCUUAUAAUUUAUGUUUCACUCUAAAAACAAAUGACGUUAAAUGGCUAAAUGAAAUUGAUGAUUUAUCAGAUAAAAUAAAAAUCAUGUCAAUAUUUGCAGGAUGGUUUAUUAAUUACUAUGUACUUGGAAUAUUUAAAUCAAUGUUUGCAAGUACAAAAACAACAAGUUCAGCUAAGAAAAUAUACAUGUUGAAAGAUCCCUGGCAAUAUAGAACAAAUCAAUACAUUAGUAGACAAAAAAAAAAUAAUGCAUAUGAAGAAACAAAUAUUGAACCAAAAAUUAAUUCACAAAGUUUAAUAUCACUUGAAUUAUUACCAAAAAAAUGUGGUCUACGUACAAUUUAUCAUGUAAUAAAAAAUAAUCCAGAAAGUGAUAUAGACAAAGAAAACAAAUAUUAUAGAAAAUUGAUUACAAAAUUUUUACAACAAUUAUUAAUAACAAAUUUUGAAUGUUUUUCAUCAGAUAAACUUCAUGAUGUUUGGCUAGGUGUUGUUAAUAAAAAAAAAACAGAUCCAGAUACAAAAACGUUUUUUAUUGCUACUGAUAUUGCCAAUGCAUUUCCAUCAAUUGAUCAGAAUAAAUUACUACAAAUUAUCAUGAAGUUAACAGAAUCAUUACCCAGUAAUUUGAGAUUAAAAACAUAUGGAAUGUUGGUUAAAAAAAAUAAAAAUGAAUAUAUAAUUGAUAGAAGUCGUCAAUAUUUUGAUAAUUUGGACUUACCAUUAGCAGCUAAUCGUUUGUGUUGUGUUACUGGUAAUGAUCGACAAAUAACAUUUAAAGAAUUACAAGAAAAAAUUGUUUCAUAUAUUUUGAAUCAGUAUGUUGUUAUUGAUGGAAAAAAUUAUAUAUUAAAAGAAGGUGUUGCACAGGGUUUAAAUACUUCAUCAAGUUUUUCAGAAAUAUAUUACAGUACAAUGGUAAAAGAUAACUUUUUAAAAUUUAAAAAAGAAGGUAAUUUAUUUAGAUAUGUUGAUGAUUUUUUAUACAUAACACAUGAUGAAGAAAUUGCUAAAGAUUUUUUAAAUAUUAUUAAAAAAGGAAUUAACAAUUAUAAGUGUAAAUUUUCAAAAAGUAAAACAUUUACAAAUUUACAACCAUAUUGUAAUAAAGAAUUUUCUUAUCUUGGAUAUAAAUUUAAUAUUGAUACAUUACAAAUAAUUCCUGAGUUUUUUGAUAAACCAAUUCAAUAUAUGGUAACAUCAGAUGUUGUGGAACCAGAUAAAACACUUGCAACGUUUUAUAAAAGACUUAAAAAUAUACAAAUGCUUAAAAUAAAUCAAUUGAGUUUGAGUUAUAAAAUAAAUAAUUCAAGUACAAUUGAAAAUACUGUUAAAAAAAUAUCAAAAAUUGCUGCUGAUAAAUGUGCUAUUUUAUUGGUAAAUAUGUUUGAAAUUGAGGAUAUUAUUUAUAAUAAAAUUAUUAGUAUUAUGAGAAAAUAUAUUCAUUUUUUGACUAAAAAAAUUAUCAUGAAUUUUUGUCUUGAAAGCGACAAGUGUCAUUUGCAAUUUCAAGAUGUUCAAGAUAUUAUUUGGAAAGCUCAUGCUAAAGCUAUUAAUAGAAAACCUGCUUUGUAUAAAAAAAUUGGUAAAAUACUUAAGUAUAAAUACAGUGUUGUAUAA